Molecule: messenger RNA, 3731 nt
Organism: Lytechinus pictus (painted urchin)
Lineage: Eukaryota; Metazoa; Echinodermata; Echinoidea; Temnopleuroida; Toxopneustidae
Product: bone morphogenetic protein 3-like
Exons: 2
Coding region: 41-1165 (374 amino acids)
Cellular component (GO): extracellular region
Molecular function (GO): cytokine activity; growth factor activity
Source: RefSeq, a predicted model, not a curated record
ACAAAAAUGCACAGGACUUGGGGAAGCGUACGUCUUCACGAUGCGACCAAUGCACUCGCUCGACGACCCGGAAGAACUUAAAUAUGCAGAGCUUCACUUCUAUGCCAAGAACUUCCUGGAGAUUGACAGCCAAGAACAUGAGGAGAUCCCCAUCUCAUUCUACUACAUCAAAGCUUCGGAGUGCCAUCCAAUCGGCGUCCAGAAUUUGAAAAUCCCGAAGAAUGGUUGGCUGGUGACGAAUGUGACGUCAUUGCUCAAUCACGUCUUGAUCGACGCGACAGAGAGGGUGACGAUAGCUAUGUACAUCGGGGAAGGCGUGGUCAGUCACCAGGCCACGCCCUAUCAAGACGGCUCUCAUGAAAAGUUGGUAAAACCGUUUGUGUUCUUGUACACGGAGGACGUCUCUGCGGAAAAAGGAAACGCGCAAUCGAAUUGGCAAAGAUUAGCCGAGAAGUUAGCGAGAAAAGAAAUGGAUUCGCUGCUCCCUGAUCAAGAAGUGAGGCGACGCAGAAGCGCGGAGGCCAAUGACACCAACGAAACAUUCGACGACAACGAUACGCUCUUCAGCAACGAAGUAGUAGACGUCGAGCCGGUCGACAACAAUGAGUACCCCCUGCAUCCUGUCGUGAAAACCUUCCCAGCUACGACGCACACGGCCUUCUCAUUUUUCGCAGAGCAGAACAUGAGGCGCAUCAAGUCGAACAGGAGGCGAGCGCGGAAUCAGCGAAAAAAGGAGAAGAGCAAAAACAUGAUGUUGGACGCGGAGGAGAAGUCACGUGCACGGAAGAAGAAGCUGAACAAGCCACGCCCAAAGCAUCUCGACAUCGGGCCGGUGACGGAAGCUACCGAUGUAUGUGACAGGCACUCGAUGAACGUUGACUUCCAGGCCAUUGGAUGGGAUGAUUACGUCAUCGCACCAGCAAGGUUUCAGGCGUUCUACUGUGCUGGGCAGUGCUCCUUCCCAAUCCAAAAGGAACUUCAUCCGUCAAACCACGCCCUAAUUCAGAGCAUAAUGCACUUGCUGGGGGUCCAAACGGGGGUGCCAACUCCAUGCUGCGUCCCGGACAAGAUGGAACCGUUAAUCCUUCUCUACAUCGAACGGGACUCGACAGUCACGCUAAAGAAAUACAGCGAUAUGAUUGUCGAAUCCUGCGGAUGUCACUGAGCCUGAACAGAUCCUCUAAAUGGCAACGUAAAGACACUUGAACUGUGAAAAAAAACAAUGUGUUGUCAUUUAAAUUCUAUCGGAAAGGAAUAUUUUUAAACACAGUCAUGUCAGAGAAAACUUCCACAGGAUUAUUACAGUUUAUAAUCAAAGUUGACUGUGCUAAGAUUAAGGAAUAUUAAGCUGAAUUAUUGGAGGGGAAAAUUAAAGCAACUGCCUGUAGUCACCUCACCAAUCAUCAAGACUACUUGAAAUUAUUAUCCAACUUAGCUUCACCCUGCUUGCCGGGGAUUGACAUGGUUGAUGAUAUCAAACAUAAGAGCGACCUCUAUCGUCAAAGAUUGUUGAUGGAAUGAUUUGGUUAGCGAGUUGGACUGUUGUACAUGUAUAUCAGCGUAAAGCAAAUCAACUCAAACAUAGACAAACGAGAAAAGAAUCCGUUUCAUACUUCGUCUUAAAUGUUCAUUAAUAUCAAAGUGAUUGCUAUACUCCUGACGUAUCUUGCAAUAAUUCAAGCAAUGUUUUAUCUUUCUCUCAGUGAAUGUGUUAUUCAUGAAAGUGAUGGGGCGGUGAUUGCUUUUCGAGGCAUCAUUAAUUAUUUUCAUUAUAGUCUUCAUCAGUGUCAAGUUGUCAGUCAAAGAAUCAAUAGAUGUCUUUGUUUUGAAUUUGGAACUGCUGAACAAUCAUUGUUUCUAUGGAAACUAAAGUUAAUACCUAUCAAUAGCAUAUGGUGACGUCAACCAAAAAUGAAAAGUUUAGGCACAUAAAGCUAGUGCGUUGAUUUAUUAAUAAUUUUCUGACAGGCGAAUAGAAGGUAUCUCUUUCCAAACAAGACACUAAGCUGCCUGAGAAAUUUGACAAACAUCCCACCCCCGCCCCCCCCCCAAAAAAAAAAAAAAAUAAGAUAAUUAUUUUAAUAAAAAAACAAACAAAAUAUUUCAAUGACAAAUUGGCGCGUCUCUAAAAGAGGGCGCACGCUACACAAUUUUGAACUUAUGGGGACACUUGUCCCCUGAGCUCACCCCCCCCCCCCCCCCUCUCACUCUGGAUCCACGUCUGCUAAGAUUUUCUGCAAUUGACUACAAUCAUUCACAUAAUCAAAAGUACUUGGUUGGCUGGUGUUGCCAUCCGGUGUUGCCGACUUAUGGGGCAAUGCAGGAAAACUUACACUUCAAAAACACCGGUGUUGAUAUAACACCAGCCCGGAAUCUAUAUAUGUCCACACCAGAGAAGUGUUAAACAACACCAGUUUGGUUUUGGUCUAACACCAGAUAGGUGUUCAUACAACACCAAUUAGUAUUAAAACAGCAUCGGUUUGAUUCCAAACCGGUGUUGUUUCAAUACGUCUCUAGUGUGGACAUAUAUAGAUUCCGGGCUCGUGUUAAAUCAACACCUGAGUUUUUGCAGUGUACAAUCGAUUGCAAGUCAAGUUUAGGUAUUACAAUCAAUCACAAAUCUUAAUUAAUUGCAAAUUUGCAAUUGAUUACUGGGCUCCGUCUUACAAAGAAUUACGAUUGAUCUAAUCAAUCUCAACUGUAUGGAAAUCCAUUCCAUGCCAUAAUUUUUUUCUGCAGGAAAUUUGCACAAUCUCCUUAGUAAACAACGAGAAUCACACUGAAUCUUCAAGAGAACAAUGAAUGUAUGAAUAUACAUCAAUUAUCUAGACUAUAUUUUGAAAAAUUGUAUUUUAGAUGUUGACGUUGCUGGCUUUCCAUAGUUGUGGUUAGUCGGAUCAAUCGCAACUCUUUGUAAGACGGGACCCAUCAGGUCUGCUUCUUGCAUUAACAAGUAUAAAUUGAUUUACUUUAGAUAAAACUGAUUUAUCAUUUGUGACUUUUCAACUGAAAUUGAUUGCAAAUAUUUUCUUGCAACAGCCCAUAAAAGUAACAAAGAAGGAAGUUAAUGAAAUUACUGUUCGAAUUUUUAUGAAAUUGAAUGUUUAUGAUCUGAUGAUAAAAGAAAACAAAACUUACGAUACACCUGUAUGAUUACUCAUAUAAUUUUCAUAUCUUGUAUUCAUUACUUUGCACUUUGUCCUAGGUGGUGAUUGGUAUUCAUUCAGUGAGGCUGAAAAGAGGAAAGUAUUAUCCUGAGAAAAAUGGGAGAAGUUUUUAUUUGUAUUUAAUCUGCAUCUGCAAGCUAUUUAACGGAUUUAUGUAUAUUUGUAUUUCAAUAUUAAGAACAUAGAGCAUGUUUAUAAAUAUGUAUUGUUUUAACUCUUACAAUUGAUGUAAUAUAUGUUUGUCACCAUGUAGAUACGCGAAAAGGAGCUUCACCAUUUUUAAUGGAGGCCUUUUUAAUUUGGUAUAUAUUAGACGUAUUUCAACACUCGCAAUUUAUAGCUCCUGAUGUAAAAUUUCCCAGCUAUAGUUUGUCAUUAAACUUGUUUUCCUUUCAAUCAAAUUGCCAAUACUAUGAAAUCAUUUUAUGCAGCAUUUUUAAUUUAAAAAUAUUCAAAUUGUUUGGUUCUACAAAUAGAUCUGUAAUACGAAACUAAUUGUAUUGAUGUUUGUAUAAAGUACUGUAUAAACUUAUUUGGUGUAUAUUAAAUAUCUUAUUUACUCAA